Molecule: messenger RNA, 2657 nt
Organism: Anoplopoma fimbria (sablefish)
Lineage: Eukaryota; Metazoa; Chordata; Actinopteri; Perciformes; Anoplopomatidae
Gene: slc30a4
Product: solute carrier family 30 member 4
Exons: 8
Coding region: 142-1563 (473 amino acids)
Biological process (GO): zinc ion transmembrane transport; response to zinc ion
Cellular component (GO): plasma membrane
Molecular function (GO): zinc ion transmembrane transporter activity
Source: RefSeq, a predicted model, not a curated record
CGUGACUGCGGGCGAAACCCCGGACCUCGCUGGUGUUGUGACUUCGGAAGGAGGAAAAGCUGCGAUGUUUCCACCAGUAUAACCAUGAAAGCUUUCACUGGGAACACCAGGAUGGAGUUAAAACGCAAUAUGAACAUGUGAAUGAAUACCAGCUCCACACACACACACACACACACACACACACACACACACACACACACACACACACACACACACACACACACACACACCUGGGGGUUAAAGAUGUCAGGUGGGAACAUCUUCAGCAAGGUGAGCUCCGCCUUCAGGAGGGAGAGGACGGACUGGGACCUGAGCGACACGGCGCCCUUUGACCUCUCCGACGAGCUGGUGGAGGACGAGGCGCCCAAGUUCAACAAGCUGAGGGUGGUGGUGUCCGGGGAGAUGUGUGAUUACUCCUCCGGGGCUCCGUCCAACGGGGUGACGGUGAACACACUGGCGGUGACCGACGACGACGACUGCCUGCUCGACUCCACGUCCAGCCUGGGCAGCCCGGGGUUAAACAUGGACCCCUGUGACAACUGCACCAAGAAGAGGGAGAAGGUCAAACACAGGAGGGUGAUGAAGAGGCUGGUCAUGGCAGCUUUGCUUUAUUUCCUCUUUAUGACAGCUGAGAUUGUUGGUGGUUACUUGUCCAACAGCUUAGCCAUUAUGACGGACGCUGUGCACAUGCUGACAGACGUGGUGGGCAUUUUGUUUUCUCUGCUGGCCCUCUGGCUCUCCACCAAGCCGCCCACGAGGCGAUUCACUUUCGGCCUCCAUCGUCUCGAGGUGGUAUCUGCGGUCCUCAGUGUGGUGCUCAUCUACAUUCUGACGGCUGUACUGCUCUAUGAGGCUGUUCAGAGGACGGUGCACCAGGAGUUCGACAUAGAUGGUGAUGUCAUGCUCAUCACUGCAGCUGUGGGUGUAGCUGUCAACCUCGUAAUGGGUUUCUUGCUAAACCAAAAUGGUCACCUCCACUCCCACGGCCAUGGUCACUCCCACGGUCACGGUCACUCUCACGGCUCUGCACCCGCCUCAGGUUCACAGCCCGCUGGGUCGGGUCAACAGAGCGGCAGCCUGGCUGUAAGAGCUGCCUUCAUCCACGCUUUGGGAGACCUCGUCCAGAGUGUCGGGGUGCUCAUAGCGGCCUACAUUGUCCGCUUCAAGCCGGAGUAUAAGUUGGCGGACCCCAUCUGUACCUACAUCUUCUCCAUCCUGGUUCUCUUCACCACAUUCCGCAUCAUACGAGACACAUCGGUCAUCGUGCUGGAGGGUGUUCCCAGACAUCUGGACACUCUGAGAAUCAAAGAGGACCUCCUGAAGCUGGAGGACGUCCAAUCAGUGGAUGAGCUGAAUAUCUGGGCGCUGACAGCGGACAAGACUGCAGCGAUAGUGCAUCUGCAGCUCACUCCCUCUAGCGCCAGUAACUGGGAGGAUGUCCAGGCGAAGGCCCGCCACCUGCUGCUUCGCACCUACGGCCUCUCCAGGUGCACCGUGCAGGUGCAGACGCACAGGCUGAGGCCGAUUCACAGCUGCACACACUGCCAGCAGUCCAGUGCCUGAACAGAGAGAGAGACAGACUCAUGCUGACGUUCCAUCGUGCACUUCAUGGAGCCAGACGGCAGAGAGUAGAGAACACAGAGGGCCUGGAUGACGCACUCCUUCCAGUGCCAUAAUAGGAGAAACGGUAUGUAAAUGCAAAAAACAAAACAAAAAAGACUGGUGCCAAAGGACAUUUGUUGGAACAACAGGAGAUGCACAUUUCUAAUCAAAGGAUCACUACAGCCUCCAGGGACCUUCGUAACCUUUACGCUCGCAAAGGCUUUCAGCCUGGAGUUUGAAUGCUUGAAGUCUCUGACAAAAAGAAUGAAAAAGAAACUUGCUCUUAAUUCACCAUCAAAGCCUAUUCAAACAGUUAACUUUAGGUUUUUUUUUUUUUACCGUUUUAUUCAUGUCAACUGAUGAUUUGUCAUCAAGUGUUAAUUUUACUUUUUUGUUACAAGGUGUUAGGACUAUAUGCUAUGAUUGUAUUAUUUUACUGAGGAUGUCAGAGAGUUAAAAGGUACCUCAUUGUCACUUGAUAAUAACGAUAAGCUGUCAUCACCGCCGGUAUUAAUGAGGAUAAAAACUUAUUGUGUCCCUUUAGUCAACAUUACAUCUCAUCAAAUACACUUAAUCAUUAAUAUUCUUCAGCCAAAGUCUGUUUGUUAGGCAGAUUCUUUUUAAAUAGACAACAACCUUAGGUUUAUUAUAUCAGUUGGAACUGACCAAUAGUUAAAUUACACUCAAUAUUUUACUCAAGCAUGUCUCUGUAUUCAUUGAGGGGAGCACACAACUGACAAUCAAAGUGUGACUGACUUUGAAAAUGCUACAGUGGUUUGACCUGCAUCAGUUUGGUUUCAGCCUCACUCUUUAUACUCAGCUUCUUUUCAUAUCUUUAACUGACUAUAAUAAUGCAGACAUGUUUUGGACAUAUUUCAGAGUUACUGUGUUUUCAGUGAGGGGAUGUGUGAGUUGAAAUUUGCCAAUUCUUGUGUUAACAAUGUUUUCUGUGGCUGUGAGGGGGGGUGUAUGGUGGAACUUUUCCAUUUCAGAUAUUAAUCAUCAAGAGAAAUCAGGAACUGGAUCACUGUUUUUUGUUAAUAAUAAAGUAUUUA